This is a messenger RNA of Bolinopsis microptera, 1118 nucleotides long. RefSeq names its product BRCA2 and CDKN1A-interacting protein-like. Bases 9 to 854 code for a protein of 281 amino acids. The transcript has a single exon. The record is from RefSeq and is a predicted model, not a curated record. Gene Ontology annotation, cellular component: nucleus. Lineage: Eukaryota; Metazoa; Ctenophora; Tentaculata; Lobata; Bolinopsidae.
AACAGGAAAUGAUAACCCAUAACAAUGAGAGCAGUACUUCCUCGUCAGAAGAAGUGAGCAGCUCUGAUAACGAGGGUGCUCCAAUGCAAGUUGAUCCGCCUGCAGCAACUGAACUUACACAUAUAGUUGAAUUUGAGGCUUACCCGCCCGCAGAUGAAGAUUGGUCUGGAGUCCGGGCCUUGUUGGACAGCUUGUUUCAGGGAAUUUCAGUUGAUGUUGGCUAUUUCUCACAAACAUUGAUAGACAAUUACAAAGUUGGUACUGUCAUCAAGGGUGCUGACAUUGCAGAGGGUGAAGAUGACCCUGUGUUUGCUGUUGCGUCUCUACUCCCUCUCAGUUUGUUCAAAGACAAGUCUAAAUUUGAUCAGCUUACGUCAUCUCUUCUUGCUAAAUGUGAGAGUGAUGUGUUGGCAAGUGUGGAAAAAUUGUUGAAAUCAAAAGACUCUGCUUUUCUGAUAAAUGCCAAAUUUUCAAAUCUUCCUCUACAGAUUACAGCACAGUUAUACAAAGCUUUAAAAAUGGAACUGAUCACAGAAAGGAAAGAAAAUCCAGAAUACAACGUCAAAAACUUGAUGAUAUUCGGUAAAUCAUAUGUAGAGCCAGAAGAAAGGCGCAACAAAAAAAGCAGAUUAGCAGCUCCUAAAAUUAAAUUUCAGAGUUCAGAACUGGACAGUUUGUCAGAGGUAGCAACUGACUUGAUCUCGUGGAAGAUAAAGGACGAGACGCUGGCUCCUGUCAGCAAUACUCCUUGUGAUAAUGCAUGGCAGGGAUAUAGGAGCAUUCUUGUGAUUCCUAUUGAGAAGUUCCUUAAAAGUGUGGACAAAAUCGUUGAGAAUCUUAGUGCUGAAGUAUGAUGGUUUAAGUUAUAUAGCAGAUUUGUUUUUUCAUUGUCUUUUUAAUGUUUUUAACCUCUUGGGUAACGGAUUGUGUCUAGCAGACUUUUUAUACCUUCUGAUGGAUUUAAGAUUAUUGUGCUCAUUGUUUCGGAAUUCAAUGUGACAGGCAUAAUACAAAGCAGUUUUAGUUGAGGCUUAACUUAUAUAGUAUUUAUUGCUCAGGUUUAUUUAAAACAUUAAUGUUAAAUUGCUGAUAUACUGAAUUCUAACCAUGAAUCUGUA